This is a messenger RNA of Oryzias latipes (Japanese medaka), 1326 nucleotides long. It is a transcript of the gene ankrd16, whose product is annotated as ankyrin repeat domain 16. Gene Ontology annotation, cellular component: cytoplasm. NCBI's taxonomy places the organism in Eukaryota, Metazoa, Chordata, Actinopteri, Beloniformes, Adrianichthyidae. Gene Ontology annotation, molecular function: protein binding. The record is from RefSeq and is a predicted model, not a curated record.
ACUGCCAUCUACUGUCCUGUGCAGAGAUCACUGUAAACACUUCAGCAGAGCGUUUCCUCUUAAAGUAUUAGUCUUUAAAAAUAUCAUGAAACUCCUCGAUGUCCAGUCUUCCACAAGAAGCCAGCAUGGACAGCGAUCAUAUCAAGGUGUUGGUGAAGCUCGUCACCGAGGGCCGGCUGGGCUCUGUGCAGGAAGUGGUGACUUCAGGCGGUUCCGAGGCGGCUCACAUGGUCUGUAGCAAACACCUCGGCCGCUCUGGAGACACUCUGCUGCACUAUGCCGCCAGACACGGACAUUUGGACAUUGUAAAGUACAUCAUAACGCAACUGGGUUCGGAUGUGGACGUGUGCAACAACGACUAUAAGACGCCGCUCCACGAAGCUGCUUCAAUGGGGCACAAAGAAUGUGUCCGAUACCUGCUCCGGGAGGGAGCCAUGGUGGACAGCUUAAAAAAAGCUGACUGGACUCCUCUCAUGAUGGCAUGCACUCGUAAAAACCUAGAUGUUAUUCAGGAACUGCUGGAUCAUAGUGCCAACCCUGCGCUGAGGAACAAGGAUGGGUGGAAUGCCUUCCACAUUGCCUGUAGGGAGGGAGAUCCUCAAGUUGUGGAGCAUCUGCUUCUUGUUUUUCCUGACAUAUGGAGGACAGAGAGUAAGACACGCAGAACGCCACUGCACACUGCAGCAAUGCAUGGCUGUGAAGCCGUCGUAAGGGUUUUGUUGGAUAGGUGCAGCUACACCCCAGACAGCAAAGACAGCUGUGGAGUCACUCCCUUCAUGGAUGCCGUUCGGCAUGGUCACGUCUCCGUGGCAAGACUGCUUCUGGAGAACCACCAGGCAUCACCGGUGGCAGCUGAUAUACUUGGGGCUCAGCCAGUGCACCAGGUUGCUGUAACGGGACAGGAAGAGGCACUCCGUUUUCUGGUGGGGGACCUCAAAGUGGAGGUGAAUCAGAGGGCAACUGACAUCCAGAUCACUGCACUGCAUUAUGCCGCUAAGGAGGGUCACUCAUCCAUCAUUAAGACCCUGGUGGAGCUGGGGGCAGACCUUCAUGUUCGAGACAAAAAGGGACGAACUGCUCUUCAUAUGGCUUGCAUCGGGCAGCAUGCAGAGACGGUCAGGAUGCUGCUACUGCUUGGUCUGAAAGAUUCCCAGGAUGCCUCUGGAACAAUGGCACAACAGCUCGCCAAAAAACCUGGCGUUGUGCAAGCUUUUGAAUGUGUCUCACUAAAAGGAUCCUAGAAGUUUCUGCUGUGAACCUGGUUGCAUUUGCAGCUUUUUUUAUGGUUUAUUUGAGUAAAGAAAUAAAGAAAACGUGUGCAGUUGA